Siniperca chuatsi (mandarin fish) is the source of this 2810-nucleotide messenger RNA. It is a transcript of the gene fkbp4, whose product is annotated as FKBP prolyl isomerase 4. NCBI's taxonomy places the organism in Eukaryota, Metazoa, Chordata, Actinopteri, Centrarchiformes, Sinipercidae. Bases 379 to 1725 code for a protein of 448 amino acids. The record is from RefSeq and is a predicted model, not a curated record. Gene Ontology annotation, molecular function: peptidyl-prolyl cis-trans isomerase activity; protein binding. The transcript has 11 exons.
CAUCCCCCCGCCUUCUCGAAAGUCUGGAAAAUUCUGUGCCCUUCUUUAAAAGCUUGUCAGAUGUUUGGCUGCAAGACAACGUGGACGUGAAGCAAACUCAUCAAAAGCUCAUAUCCUGCUCGGAUUCAAGUGUGACUGGUGCACAACGAUUGCACGAUUUCAACGCAGCUCUAAACUGUAGCGUGUGUUGUAUUUAUAGUAGCAUUCACAAGUAGCUAAGGCUAGCUUUAACCAACGUUAGUUAGCUUGCUAGCGUCAGGUUGUUGUUUGCCGCACUUGGCGUGGAAGUAACGCUAAUUAGCUUUAGCCACCACUACUAUUAGCCGGUGUUAGUUUGAAUUGUGGUGCAGGUCAUAGUAGGAGGGGUAAAUUAGCUUCAUGACAAUGACUGCAGAGGAGCAGACAAGUGAAGGACAACACACCAUCCCAAUGGAGGGAGAGGACAUCACACCAAAGAAAGACGGGGGUGUUUUAAAGCUGGUGAAAAGGGAAGGCACAGGCACAGAGCUUCCCAUGACUGGUGACAAAGUAUUUGUACAUUAUGUGGGCACACUUCUGGAUGGCACUCACUUUGACUCGAGCAGAGACAGAGGAGAGAGGUUUUCCUUCGAGUUGGGCAAAGGUCAAGUAAUAAAGGCAUGGGACAUUGGUGUAGCCACAAUGAAAGUGGGGGAAUUGUGCCAGCUCUUCUGUAAGCCAGAGUAUGCUUAUGGAUCUGCAGGCAGCCCACCCAAGAUACCCCCCAAUGCUACUCUUGUUUUUGAGGUGGAACUGUUUGAAUUUCGAGGCGAGGACAUAACGGAUGAUGAGGAUGAAGGAAUCAUUCGUCGCAUUAUCACUAAAGGGCAGGGAUAUUCCAAGCCAAAUGAAGGAGCUGCUGUUGAAGUAACUGUGGAGGGUACCUAUGAGGGACGUGUAUUUGACGAGAGAGAAUUGAAGUUUGAGAUUGGAGAUGGAGAGAGUCUUGGCUUUCCAACUGGAUUGGAGAAAGCUAUCAUGGCUAUGGAGCAGGGAGAGGAGGCACUCGUCACUAUUAAGCCUAAAUAUGGCUUUGGAAAUGUAGGCAAUGCAAAGUAUAACAUUCCUGGAGGAGCAACACUGCAGUACAAAAUCAAACUGACAGCCUUUGAGAAGGCUAAGGAAUCGUGGGAGAUGAACACGGUAGAGAAGCUGGAACAGAGCAGCAUUGUCAAAGAGAAGGGAACGCAGUAUUUUAAGGAGGGAAAAUACAAGCAGGCGUCAGUGCAGUACAAAAGGAUUGUGUCAUGGCUCGAACAUGAAUCUGGUUUGUCAGAGGAGGACGAGAAGAAGGUGAAAGCAUUGCGGCUGGCUGCACAUCUGAACUUGGCCAUGUGCUUCCUUAAACUACAGGAGCCAAACCAAGCCCUAGAAAGCUGUGACAAGGCUCUGGAGUUAGAUGCAUCCAAUGAGAAGGCUUUGUUCCGAAGGGGAGAGGCACUGUAUGCUAUGAAGGAGUUUGACAGGGCAAGAGAUGACUUCCAACAAGUUAUUCAGCUGUAUCCUGCCAACAAGGCUGCCAAGAGCCAGAUGGCUCUUUGUCAGAAGCGUCUUAAGGAGCAGCAUGAGAAGGACAAACGCAUCUAUGCCAACAUGUUCCAGAAAUUUGCAGAGAGGGAUUCCAAGAAAGAAGCAGAGAAGGUGAAGAGUGAGAGUAAGGAGAACGGCGAUGAUGAGAUGGAGAUUGAGAAUGGAGAAAAGGCAUAGAUGAAGAUGUGACUUAUGGUUCAUCUGUACUUCGGACUUUUGUAACUUCAGCCGUGUGUGUGUGUGUGUGUGUGUGUGAGCGUGUCAACGUGAACACUGAUUUUUGGGGAGCAUCUUCGCUAGCGUUGUUUGUAUUUGGGUUUUUGCUGUGGCAGCUGCACGAGCUGGUGGGGCUUCCCCAGCUAAUGGCACUGUGGGAUGUGGUUUUAAUGAAUGAAUUGUGUGCCACAACCCCACCCCCAAACCCUUUCAACCCACAACUUUGAACUGCACACAUGUUUUCACAGUGUUUUGGGUAGGUAAAAAGUGCAUCCAAAUGUUAAGUGCAGAAUUUCAAACCCUCACCCGUGAAGGGCUAGACCAUUCACCUAGCACUACCCUCUCUCCUAUACCCCUCCACACAUUUUAUGCUAUCCCUCCAACCCUCCUCUCAUGGGCCUACUGAUCAAUUCCUGGAGUUGUGUUGUUUGUGUGCAUAGGUAUGAUCUGUCGGAGUGUCUGUGUCCCAAAGUAUGUAUGUAGCAGCACUGUGGAUAGGUGGAGUAAGACGUUAGCCUGGAAUAGCUGUCGAACUUCAAGCUUCUCUCUGUCUAAAGAUGGCGCUCCCCUAUAGCCCCCAGGGUAAAGGACUGUUCACCUUUUGCUUUGGAAAUAUUGAGUUUGUACUUAUUAAUUCUUUUCCAGUGUUGUGCUUGUGAUUUCUGUAUUGCUCUUGAAAUGAUGAAUACAACCAAUUGCUUAACUGGAAUAUGUGCAACUUUAAAGCAGCUAGAAAGGACAUUAAUUAGCUUCUCCUGGACACACUCAAGUAAUAAGCCGUUAAGUCUUGGUCUUAAUUUACUGUAAAAAGAACCUGUAUGAAUGUGUGCAUCCGAUUCAGGCUGUUAAAGUCGGUACGCCAGAGGAAGAUGUGGGCCUUGUUCAUGUUAGUCUACAACACCUGUAGAGUGGGGCAGAAACGGAACUAGGGGGCUAAUUUAAAACGGGGCUGUGGGUCAUGUGUUGAGUUUAUCUUUGUCUGUUGGAAGGGUCACAGCUUAGUCUGCCCUGAUAGACUGAUAUAAUAAACAAUACCUACAACUUGA